AUGGCACGUGCAGCAGCAGCGCAGACCGUCGUGAGCCAUGCAGAGGCGCUGCUAGACCUCGCUAACGUGCUGCAUACCGCCAGCGGCACCGCCCACAGCCGCAGCGAUGUUGACAGCGGCGGCUCUCAAGGCAGCACAUGCAGUGCCACGGCCCACGGCGCGGACGGCGCGGACGGCGGCCCCGGCGCGGCUCGCGCGGCCGAGGCGGCGUCGCGCGAGGUCGAGCGGUGGCAGGGGCAGCUGGCCGUGCUGCAGGAGCAGCUGCACGCCGGCGCCGGCAGCGGCGACGGCGGCGGGGGCGCGACUGACAGCGGGCAGUCGCCGUCCUCCGGCUUGGGCGAGGGCGACGGCCAUCAGGCGCCGCCUCCUCCUCUUGCGCCCGCUGGGACGUCGCGCGACGUCCACUGGUGGCCGGCCGACAUCCCGGUGAUGCGUGGCAGCCAUAGCCUGACGCUGGAGGGGUUCAGGGGCGCGGCGCUGGACGCGCUGCGCCACUUUGGCUGCCUUCUCCC
Molecule: messenger RNA, 512 nt
Organism: Monoraphidium neglectum
Lineage: Eukaryota; Viridiplantae; Chlorophyta; Chlorophyceae; Sphaeropleales; Selenastraceae
Exons: 1
Source: RefSeq, a predicted model, not a curated record